This is a messenger RNA of Panonychus citri (citrus red mite), 2345 nucleotides long. Its product is annotated as zinc finger Ran-binding domain-containing protein 2-like. The record is from RefSeq and is a predicted model, not a curated record. Gene Ontology annotation, molecular function: RNA binding; lipopolysaccharide binding. The annotation marks the transcript as partial. The transcript is spliced from 5 exons. NCBI's taxonomy places the organism in Eukaryota, Metazoa, Arthropoda, Arachnida, Trombidiformes, Tetranychidae.
UUUACCGGCUUCAAAUUGGCUGCAUCACGUACAGAGGGUUAUCGGGACAAUAGGAGGGAUCAUGUUGCUCGGAAAUCCAGAUCUCAUUAUGGCGGAGGAAGGAAUUCUAUUGCCGAAGGUGAUUGGGUCUGUUCAGAUUCUACUUGUAAUAAUGUUAACUUUGCUCGAAGAUUAGCCUGUAAUCUAUGUGGUCGAGAAAAAUAUUCGAGUAAAGGUGACAAUAAAUCAUCAUUUUCCUCUUCAUCGCAUUCUCAUCAUCAAAAUCAACAUUCACAUCCACCUUCUUCCAAUUCUUAUCGUGAUCAUCGUGACCGUGAUGAUGGUGGUCGUGAAAGGACCCGUGAUAAACCUGAACGUGAACGUGAACGAGGUCGACCAAGAGAUCGAUCUAGAGGACGAGAUGUACAUCGAUCUGGUGAUGGUCAUCCACCAUCAUCAUCAUCUUCUUCUUCCCAUCAUCGUCGUCAAAAUCGCGAUAAAAGUAGCUCAAGUAGUGGCAGUGCUAGUAAAAAACUGCUUGGCCAUGAGAUUGGUAAAUCGGCUGCCGAAAAAUCUCGUGGACUGUUUAACGCCGAUGACUGGCAAUGUGGCCGAUGUGGUAACGUUAAUUGGGCUCGUCGACAACAGUGUAACAUGUGUAAUGGACCUAAAUUUAGUGAGAAUGAAGAAAGAACUGGAUUAGGUGGUGGUUACAAUGAUCGCGAUCAAGUUGAAUAUAUACGCCGCGAAGACUCUGACUCAGAAUAUGAUGAUUUUGGUCGUAAGAAGAAAAAAUUCCGUUCGUAUGAUCCUCAUAGAAAAUCUACAAGCUCUCGAGGUGAUAGAAUAAGAGAUCGAACUAGAUCAAGGUCCAAAGAACGAACAACUAAUGAUAAACCAAGAGACCGAACAAGUGACCGAUCUCCCGAUGAUAAAACAAGAAUUGGAUCAACUGUCAACCUAAAACAACCAAACGAAAGACAUACAAGAAGGUCAAGAUCAAUUGAUAAACAUGGUGGUAAUCAUGGUAGCUCAAGGGAUCGAUUAGACGAAAAAGAUAAAUCAUCUGAACGACAAACUAAAGAUAACAAGUUAUUAUCUUCUUCAGUAACAGUAUCAAGGUAUCGAGAAAGGGACCGAGGUAACGAAAGAUCAAGCAGUAAUAAUCACCACAGUAGAUCGACUCGUGAUGGAGAUGACAGAAGUAGAAGGAAAAGUGACUCAACUUCCAGGCACAAGAGAGAUGAUUAUAUAAAUAGGAGAACUGGUCAUCGAGAUGGUCAUCGAGAUGGUCAUCUAGACAAUGGUUCACAAGGUCGAACUCAUAGAGGCGACAAUAUAACAAAUAAAUCGUUAAAUUUUGAAGAGAUGGACACUACUGAAAGUAGUGAUACUGUUCGUCGUUCUCGUCGAGAUGUGAAUAGAAAAUUUUUAAGUGAAAGAAAUAGCACCAAUCAAGGAGAUUAUGAUGACGAUGAAGAUUCUGAUGAUUCUGAUUUAUCAGCUUCCAAUAAAAACAGUCACUCUGAUGAUAAUGAAGAGGAACCAGAUGAUGAGGAUGAAGAUUUUUCCAAAUAUGAUCUAAGUGAUGUAGUUAAAGUUGAACAAGAAAAGGAGUAAAUUAGAUUGUGUUUUUCGUUUCUUUUUUUCGUGGUCUACUAACAAUUAACUUGAUCAAAUGACUCUUAUUCCUGUUUAAUCUUCAUCAUAAUAUUUACAUCAUCAUCAUCAUCACCAUCAUCAUCGUCAUCUCUAUACAUAAAAUCAAAACAAAAUUGGAUUAGCAUAUUGGAUAAGACCAAAUUGAUCAUCAAUAUUGGUUAAUAAAUCACUAGGAAUACAAAUUAUUUCAUUUGGUGUUACUAAACUUUUACAACCUUUUCAUUUUCACGAUCAUUAAUUUUUUCCCGCGGACAAUUUCAUCAAUAUCUUCAAUUUGAUUAUAAUUGUAGUAAAUUUUGAUAAAGUAAUUAAAUGUUACUCAAUUUAAUCAAAGCAAAACUUUAAAUAUACAGUAACAUCUCAAAUGUCGACAAUUUUUUACUAAUUCAUUGAUCAGUUAAACUAUCCCCUAACAGGCUAAUAAUUAGUUAAUUGUCUAGACUCCUUUAAAUUAGUAGAUUGUAAUAGUGAAAAUGAUUAAGAUUUUAAAAUUCUCGAUGACAAAAAUAUUAAACUUAAAUGGAUAAACUUGUAAACAGUUUUAAUCACAAUCAAGUGUUUACCAUGAUGAUUAAAAAUCAAUCCUCGAAACCAAGGGAACGCAAACAUUUGAACAUUGGCCUUGUAUUUAAAUGUCGAUAAGUUUUUGUUAUUGUUAUUACAACAAACUAUUGAUUAAACAGGUAAAUGACCAACGCCCUGGA